AUGGCCGGACUCAGGCCCUCAAACUUGUCCCCCCUGCCGGUUAGUGGUGGGAGCGGGUCCAGAGGGCCAGUGCCGGUGCAGGCUGACCCUCCGACCUGGUUGAGCGCUCGGGCGGCCACCGGCAGCCUGAUGGUCCGGCCUGGCGUCCAGCCGGGGCUCUGCCCAGGCCCUGAGAUGUGGGGGGUGCCCUUGGGGCCCCCGCCCUACGAAUUCCUGAACGGGAUGGUACCCUGCCGGCCCCGGAUCGGAGCUGGCAAGGCGGGGGCCUGGUUCCAGAGCCCCUCGGAGAGCGCCUUCCGCUGGCCCUACAUCGUCCUGCGGUGCAUCCCAAAGUCGGCGCUGCCGGAGGACGUCUCGGCCAUGGAGAAAGAGAUGGAGCAGCUGGCCAAGGAGCUCAGACAGAGGAGGAUGAUCCUUGGAUACUCGCAGGCCGACGUGGGGUUCGCUGUGGGUGCCCUUUCUGGAAAGGUACUUAGCCAGACGACCAUCUGCCGCUUUGAGGCCCAGCAGCUCAGUCUCGCCAACAUGUGGAAGCUGCGACCACUGCUGAAAAUGUGGCUAGAGGAAGUGGACACCAAGAACCUUCUGGGCUUAUGCAGAAUGGAGAUGAUCCUGCAACAGGCUCGGAAGCGGAGACAGGCAAACAGGGAGAGACGCAUCGGAAACAGCCUGGAGAAACUCUUCCUGCAGUGCCCGAAGCCCACACCCCAGCAAAUCAGCUUCAUCGCUGGGCAGCUCCGGCUGCAGAAGGACUUGGUCCAAGUUUGGUUCUAUAACCGGAGCAAGAUGGGCAGUCUGCCAGCCAAUGAUUUCUUCCCACCUGAGGAGGUGGGGGUUGCCAGGCCUCCUUUCCCAGGGGAACCGAUGUGCUUUCCCCUAGCAUCAGGGCUCCGUUUUAGUCCCCCCAACUAUGGGGGACCCUACUUUACACCCUUGUACUCCGCAGCCCCUUUCCCAGAGGGAGGAACCCUCUUCUCCGCCCCCUCCACCACUGUGGGCCUCCCCAGGCUUUCCAACUGA
Molecule: messenger RNA, 1020 nt
Organism: Rhinolophus ferrumequinum (greater horseshoe bat)
Lineage: Eukaryota; Metazoa; Chordata; Mammalia; Chiroptera; Rhinolophidae
Gene: POU5F2
Product: POU domain class 5, transcription factor 2
Exons: 1
Coding region: 1-1020 (339 amino acids)
Biological process (GO): regulation of transcription by RNA polymerase II
Molecular function (GO): RNA polymerase II cis-regulatory region sequence-specific DNA binding; DNA-binding transcription factor activity, RNA polymerase II-specific
Source: RefSeq, a predicted model, not a curated record